Aspergillus calidoustus is the source of this 2373-nucleotide messenger RNA. Lineage: Eukaryota; Fungi; Ascomycota; Eurotiomycetes; Eurotiales; Aspergillaceae. The record is from the annotation of a GenBank genome assembly.
AUGGCCGCCUUGAAAGCCUCGAAGAAACGCAAGGCCGUUACCCGCGAUGUGGAAGAAGAGACAGGUGUCUUUUCUGGUGACGAGCUGAAUGGUGGCGACUUGGAUGGUGCACUUUCAGACACUGCACACGACCUUUCUAGUGAUGAGGAUGAUAGCAAUUCCGAAAUCGAAUUGGUCGAUGAUUUCAGCGACAGUGAAGAUGAUGAAGAAGAGCUCGACAGCGACGAGAUUCCGUCGGAUGGAGAAGAUGAGGGCGUCACCAAGACGAAGUCAGGCACCGCAGUCGACUUGAAAGGAUUCUCCCAGGACGACGAGAGUUCCAGCAAAGAGGAGGAGCAAUUGAACUAUCGCAUUGAGAAGGAUGCCAAUGGGAAUGACCGUUACAUUUACGACGAAAUCAAUCCUGACGACAAUUCCGACUAUUCUGAUAUCGACGAGAACGCAAACACCAUUGGCAAUAUCCCACUGACUUUCUACGACCAAUAUCCUCAUAUCGGGUAUGACAUUAACGGCAAGAAAAUUAUGCGCCCCGCGAAAGGCGAAGCUCUCGAUGCCCUACUAGACAGCAUUGAAAUUCCCAAGGGCUGGACAGGUCUUACUGACCCUUCGACCGGUAAACCGUUAGAACUGAGCCAAGAUGAGCUGGAACUUCUGCGCAAAGUGCAGAUGAACGAGAUCCCGGAGGAUGGUUACAACCCAUAUGAGCCUCUCCUCGAAUGGUUCACAACCGAGAAGGAAAUCAUGCCUCUCAGCGCCGCACCGGAACCGAAGCGUCGAUUCGUCCCCUCGAAGCACGAAGCUAAGCGAGUUAUGAAGAUUGUCAAGGCAAUCCGGGAGGGGCGUAUCCUUCCAUUCAAGCCACCAACCGAGGAGGACGAGGAAGAUAAAGAUCUAAUAAAGUAUGAUCUGUGGGCCGACGAAGCAGAGCGACCUGAUCAUCCCAUGCAUAUCCCUGCCCCCAAGCUGCCUCCGCCAGGCUACGAGGAGAGCUACCACCCACCGCCUGAGUACCUGCCUGAUAAGAAGGAGCGCAAGGCCUGGGAGGAGGCCGAUCCCGAGGAUAGAGAGCAAGAAUUCUUACCUCAGGACUUUGGCUCUCUUCGCAAGGUUCCUGGUUACGAGACUUUUGUCAAGGAAAAAUUCGAGAGAUGUCUGGACCUCUACCUGGCACCUCGCGUUCGAAGGAGCAAGCUGAACAUUGACCCCGAGAGCCUGCUUCCCAAGCUUCCUAGCCCGGAGGAGCUGAAACCGUUCCCAACCGCAUGUGCCGCUGUUUUCAGAGGACACAAGGGCCGUGUUCGCAGCCUUGCCGUUGACCCUAUGGGUAUCUGGCUUGCCACUGGUGGAGACGACGGCACUGUUCGUGUCUGGGAGUUGCUCACCGGCCGUCAGCUAUGGAGCGUUAAGCUGGCUGAUGACGAACCAGUGAACGUUGUUCGCUGGCGCCCGGGUAAGGAUGCCGUUGUCCUCGCGGCUGCUGCAGGCGACGACCUCUUUCUCGCGGUUCCCCCCAUUGCAGACCCUGAAACCGAGCAAGCCAGCUUAGACCUUCUCGACGCUGGUUGGGGUUACGCAGCUUCCAAGCCUGCCUCAAGGGCUGUAGACGAGGAAAAGAAGAGCACCCCCCCUCAAUGGAUUCGACCUUCAGCAGCCCUCGCGGACUCUGGCGUAUGCGCUGUCAUUCCUCUCCGCUAUAUUGCCAAAUCGAUCUCAUGGCACCGCCGCGGAGACUACUUCGUGACUGUGUGCUCUGGCGCCUCGACACCGGCUUCGGUAGCUAUCGCAAUUCACACCGUCUCCAAACACCUCACUCAGUACCCCUUCCGCCGACGCAUCAAGGGAGGCGGUCCUCCACAGACAGCCCACUUCCACCCCUCCAAGCCUAUUCUCUUCGUCGCCAACCAACGGACAAUCCGUGCCUACGACCUCUCCCGUCAACUCCUUGUCAAGAUCGUUCAACCCGGUGCCCGCUGGAUUUCCUCCUUCGACAUCCACCCGACUUCCUCGACAGCAGCAGGCGGUGACAACAUUAUUGUUGGUUCCUACGACCGACGCCUGCUAUGGCACGAUCUUGAGCUUUCACAACGCCCCUACAAGACUCUCCGCUACCACCGCAAGGCCAUCCGUGCCGUCAAGUUCCACCCUGGUGGCCGCUAUCCGCUUUUCGCCGACGCCAGUGACGACGGCUCUCUCCAGAUUUUCCACGGAAAUGUCACCGGCGACAUGCUUAGCAAUGCCACCAUCGUUCCGCUCAAGGUUCUCAAGGGUCACAAGAUCACCGGCGAACUUGGUGUUCUGGAUAUUGACUGGCAUCCUCGGGAGGCUUGGUGUGUUAGUGCAGGCGCGGAUGGAACGUGCCGUUUGUGGAUGUAA